Messenger RNA from Macrobrachium nipponense, 1731 nucleotides. RefSeq lists its product as uncharacterized. NCBI's taxonomy places the organism in Eukaryota, Metazoa, Arthropoda, Malacostraca, Decapoda, Palaemonidae. The record is from RefSeq and is a predicted model, not a curated record. The coding region runs from base 100 to 1302 and encodes 400 amino acids. The transcript has 4 exons.
UCCGGUAGUGAUCUAUCACUCGUACUUUGGAAAGUUCCGUUGGACUGCUUCUGUCUGCUUGCUCGCAAAAGGAAGAACACAACGGUGUUGCCAGGGACCAUGGCCUCGGAGCCUUCGACGCCAACCUCCCCGAGAGACGACCACGAAGCGACCAAGGAAUGGCUGGAGAAUAUUCUGGAAAGCUAUCACCGAUCCCUAGCGCCUGAUAAGGAGCCUGGUGUACAGCUUCAAGAGUGGAGUAUUAAGCCAGCAUGCGACGAGAGAGAGGGAUUUCUUUCGGAACAACUGGCGGUGGGCGUGUCCUACAGUGCCGCGGGGGCGGAGCAUCAUGUGCAUCUCCUGGCCAAGCUCCUCCCACAAGACCCUUUCAACAGAGCCUUUGUCAUUGAGACGCUCUUUGACUUGAGGGAAAUCAAGUUUUACACAGAAAUCAAGCCGGCCCUUGAGGGCGUCGAACGACAGUACCUAACGGAAGACCUCAUAGAACCAUCCUGGGCACCAGACCUCUACUACGCAAAGCACAAGGAAGAGGCCGAGUCCAUACUGGUGCUGGCCGACAUGUGUCAAAGGGGAUACAAAGUCCAGGACCUCACGCAGGGACUGACGGUGUCCCAGGCGAAGGCAGCUCUCGUGGCUAUCGCGAACGUCCACGCCGCUGCUCUCACCUUGCAGAUCAAGGAGAAACAACCACUCCCACAGAAAUACCCCUACCUUCUGUCGACGGACCAAGCAGUCGAAUCCUUCAACUGCCUGAUUGACCGAGGCCUUCCAUUACUCCUGAAGUUCCUAGAAUCCCGUAAGGACCGCGCAGCCGUGCGAGAGGGCCUUCAAAAAUACUCAGGGAAGGAUUCAACCGAGAUCCUCCGAAGCGUCUUGGCGACUUCCGAUAAGCUGAACACCCUCGUGCACUGCGACUUCUGGUGCAACAACCUCCUCUUCAAGCAGGAAGACGACACGCCCAGGUGCUGCAUCAUCGACUGGCAGAUGGUCAUGUACGGCCGCCCGGCCAUCGACGUGGCCAUGCUCAUCAGCACGUCCCUCGAGCCGGCGGAGAGACGCAAGCACGCCCCGGCCCUCAUCUCAGACUACUGGGACGCCUUCAUGGCCAGAUUAGGUCAGUUCGGCGUCGAGAAGGACGCUGUCAAAUACACCAAGGAGGACCUCGACGAGGACUACAAAGCUGCCUUGGCUAUGUCGGCCUUGGUGGUCGUGGGAAGUGUGGACAUCGCCUUAGGGUCGGCCGGCAGAGAAGAGCGCGUCCUGAACCUCCUAGCGGAUCUCAUGAACGAAGGGAUCCUAUGAAGACCCCUCUGCCGCUGAGAGGGGAAACUCAUCUUAAUGUAAAUACUCGCAUUCCUCUAAUGAUAAUCGUUCGCUGAUAUUCCCCCCCCCCUCCCCCACCCCCCGUAUGGAUAAGAGCAACGAGCUUAAUAUGAAAAUGUAUAUGUCUUUUGCGGAUGAUGUGCCUGAGCAAGGAUGGAAGGGCUGCUGUAGAAUUAUUUUAAUCAAUGCAGGUUAAACUUAUUUCAUUAUAUCAAAUCGUUUUUUUUUUAAUUUCUACAGAGGUAUGUCCCCAAUAAAUGACAAUCUUUAUUCAAGAAGAAAUGAAUAUUUUGUAAUUUCCAUAACCGAUUAUUAUGACAAGGUGUAAAUGGACCUAGUCUGUCAAAACAAACAAAAAGAAUAAUUCUGUAAUUAUAUAUAUAUAUAUAUAUAUAUAUAUAUAUAUAU